GUGCGUGCCGCCGUUUUAGUCCUUUUUACGAAAUAGAAGGAGGAUGGUCGCCGCCAAGAAAAUCGGCAUUGUCUGUCUGGUGACACGCGUCUGCCUGACGAGUGCCAUACUGGUGGCCAAGGCAUCCUUGGAUCCGACGAACGUACCGCGUUUGAGGCACAGUUAUCUGCCAGUUGUGAGCUCACCACUUCCAAAACAUCCGAAUCAUCAAUACGACGAUCGUGCGAUCGGCAGCGAUCUGGAGAAGAUAGCGUCCUCCAAAGAACCACAGGCGGAGCGUCCAAUGGGACUUCAAACCGCCUCGACUUUGAAUAAUCGCAGGCAGAAAUCGCAAACGGAUCCUCAGAGGUUCCCUACGGAAAUUCGUCAGGACGACGUUUGGCUUUUGACGAAAAUACCAAACGCGUCUCCGUCACCGUUGACGACGACGACGACGACGACGACUACGACGUCGCCGACGUCGACGACGUUAUCAAAACCUCGAGAUACUCGGGAAUAUCAUCGCCAUGUACCUCAACGAUUCGCGUAUCAGGACGUUGAAGUACACGACGGAUAUCUAACGCACGAGCUGGAUGACAAUAAACUGCCGUAUCGCGGAAAAGUUGAGACAGCAGCGUUUUACCGUCGAGAUCCGCAAGACAUAACGGCGGCGAUCAAGGCCCUCGAUCGCUUCCUGAGUCGUACUUUAAACGACGAUGGCUACAAUAGCAAGGUACAUCCGCCGCCCAAUCCCGUUCUGGCCCUCGUCUUGUCCCGGUACGGGCGUUACGUGCCCGGACCGCGAAACCCUCGCGUAUACGCGUAUUUGGCGGCGAACAAUAUCCACAACCAUCAACCCUUUGGCAAGUACAAAUACGAAUUCGACGAGGAGCCGAUUUACGUGACGGGGGGAUAGUGCAUGUAUAACAAAUAUUAACUUACGUUUGAUA
Molecule: messenger RNA, 929 nt
Organism: Monomorium pharaonis (pharaoh ant)
Lineage: Eukaryota; Metazoa; Arthropoda; Insecta; Hymenoptera; Formicidae
Exons: 3
Coding region: 44-895 (283 amino acids)
Source: RefSeq, a predicted model, not a curated record